Messenger RNA from Tinamus guttatus (white-throated tinamou), 1114 nucleotides. The record is from RefSeq and is a predicted model, not a curated record. Lineage: Eukaryota; Metazoa; Chordata; Aves; Tinamiformes; Tinamidae.
CUGAUGCAGCCCAACAGUUUCAGUAUGCAGUGAGAGUUAUUGGAAGCAACUUUGCUCCCACGGUUGAACGGGAUGAAUUUCUUGUAGCUGAGAAAAUCAAGAAAGAAUUGGCAAGGCAGAGAAGAGAGGCAGAUGCUGCUUUAUUUUCAGAGCUCUACAGAAAACUCAGUUCACAGGGCGUUUUGAAAAACAAAUGGUCAAUACUCUACCUCCUGCUUAACCUUAGUGAAGAUCCGCGUAAACAGUCUAACAAGGUAUCCAAUUAUGCCACACUCUUUGCUCAGGCAUUACCACGGGAUGCUCAUUCAACCCCUUACUACUAUGCCAGGCCUCAGAGCCUCCCGCUGAAUUACCAAGACCGCAAUGCUCAGCCUGCCCAGAGUUCUGGGAGCAUGGGGAGCAGUGGGAUCAGCAGCAUCAGCCUGUAUGCCUUGAACGGGCCAACACCAACUCCGCAGUCACUUCUUCCAGGACAAUCCUACCAAGCUCCGGGCGUUGGAGAUUGCCUCCGUCAGCAGUUGGGGUCACGCCUUGCGUGGACUCUCACAGCAAGCCAGCCUUCCUUACAAAGCGCUACCUCAAAAGGCCUUCCCAAUGCCCUCUCCCGUAACGUGUCGAGGUCAAGGCGGGAAGGGGAUACAAGCGGCUCUGUUGAAAUAACUGAAGCAAAUCUUGUAAGAGAUGUUUUAUACGUCUUCCAGGGAAUAGAUGGCAAAACCAUCAAAAUGUGCAAUUCUGAAAACUGCUAUAAAGUAGAGGGAAAGGUGAGCUUAUCUAAAUCUCUCAGAGAUACUACAAGUAGACUUGCAGAGCUGGGAUGGUUACAUAAUAAAAUAAGAAAAUACACGGACCAGAGGAGCUUGGAUCGUGCGUUUGGACUUGUGGGUCAGGUUGCGUCAUCAUGAUUCGUAGUCUACAGUAACUUCACGCUGCUGUAAUACCUAAAACCACUUUUACUGCUAAGGCAUUCUUGUUUCCUCUCACUUGCUCCUUCUGUAAAACUGGAUAUUAUCCCUUCUGAGUCGACAGAAAUGUUGUUAUCCUUGGCUAUAGCCAUAACAUCCUACCUAAUCUGCAAAGAAAUUGAAGUGCUUCUCCCUUCAAUAUAAUUUUU